Molecule: messenger RNA, 1701 nt
Organism: Salvelinus sp. IW2-2015
Lineage: Eukaryota; Metazoa; Chordata; Actinopteri; Salmoniformes; Salmonidae
Gene: usp46
Product: ubiquitin specific peptidase 46
Biological process (GO): protein deubiquitination
Cellular component (GO): cytosol; nucleus
Molecular function (GO): cysteine-type deubiquitinase activity
Source: RefSeq, a predicted model, not a curated record
UGUACAUUUCCUUACGUAGCUUGUUGUCCGUUGCUAUCAACCUGCCGCAACUUCAUGUGUGUUUAGUCACUCAUGCAUAUGUCAUUUUUAGAUAAAUUAUACGUUAGCAGUCUGCGACAAUUAAGUAAUCAAAGCGUUAAAAUUAAGCUGCAUUUUUUUUUUUUUUCGUGUUAACUGCAUGCGGGUUGGUCUCUAGUCGAGACAGUCAUUGCCCGUUUUUUACCCCUGUGGUUGCGGUCUGGCCUUAGCCGCGGCUGCGAAUCAGCUUAAUCUUUUCUCAAUAUCGUCCUGCAUUGAAACAUGUUUAUUUUAUAAAUAUGACGGUGAGAGGGACCCUGUAAACUAAAUGACUGUCAGAAAUAUCGCCUCCAUUUGUAAUAUGGGCACCAAUGCCUCUGCUCUGGAGAAAGACAUUGGUCCGGAGCAGUUCCCAAUCAACGAACACUACUUUGGAUUGGUCAACUUUGGCAACACGUGUUACUGUAACUCGGUGCUUCAGGCCCUGUACUUCUGCCGGCCCUUCCGGGAGAACGUACUGGCCUACAAGGCCCAGCAGAAGAAGAAGGAGAACCUGCUCACGUGUCUGGCAGACCUCUUCCACAGCAUCGCCACCCAGAAGAAAAAGGUGGGAGUCAUCCCGCCCAAGAAGUUCAUCUCACGCCUGCGCAAGGAGAAUGACCUGUUUGACAACUACAUGCAGCAGGACGCCCAUGAGUUCCUCAACUACCUGCUGAACACAGUGGCAGACAUCCUGCAGGAGGAGAAGAAGCAGGAGAAGCAGAACGGCCGCCUCAAGAACAACGGCACGGCCGUCACCACGGAGACGGAGCCCGAGAACAAGCCCACGGAGCCCACCUGGGUGCAUGACAUCUUCCAGGGAACUUUGACCAAUGAGACGCGCUGCCUCAACUGUGAGACGGUGAGCAGCAAAGAUGAGGACUUCCUGGAUCUGUCUGUGGACGUAGAGCAGAAUACAUCAAUAACACACUGUCUUAGGGACUUCAGUAACACAGAGACCUUGUGCAGUGAAUACAAAUACUACUGUGAGGCAUGCUGCAGCAAGCAGGAGGCCCAGAAACGGAUGCGGGUUAAGAAGUUGCCUAUGAUCCUGGCCCUGCACCUGAAACGGUUUAAGUACAUGGAGCAGCUGCACCGAUACACCAAGCUGUCGUAUCGCGUCGUCUUCCCUCUGGAGCUCCGCCUCUUCAACACCUCUGGAGACGCUACCAACCUCGAUCGCAUGUAUGACCUGGUCGCUGUGGUCGUCCACUGUGGCAGUGGACCCAACAGAGGACACUACAUCACCAUAGUGAAGAGUCACGGCUUCUGGCUGCUGUUUGAUGAUGAUAUCGUGGAGAAAAUCGAUGCCCAGGCCAUCGAGGAGUUCUAUGGGCUGACGUCGGACAUCUCAAAGAACUCGGAGUCUGGAUACAUCCUCUUCUACCAGUCCAGGGAGUAAAUGGAUUAAACACCCAGCCAACCAGAGACCGAUAGAGAGAACGAUGGGAACUUUGACCCUGACCCCUGAACCCUGUCUGAGAUGUGUGCCAACACCAUUCCCUAUCCCACGGCCUGCCCUGGGUCUGCCUGCACUUCAUUUCCCGUAACCCCCUUCCUUCCCUCCCUGCACUCAGCAUGCUGGGAGGACUCUGCCAACUGCGUUUUGCCCUUCAGCCACACGCAAAAAACAAAAAAAAAGUC